AUUUCAAUGACCCACAUAAGGAAACCAGUUAGAAACCCCCAAGUAAAGUAGAAAUUUCAAUCUCCAAGCAAUUCUGUGGCGAUUCCUCACCUUUUUUUUUUGACAUUAACACCUUUCAUAUUCAUCGCAAUCUUAUUAUUACACACACCCACAUUCAAAUUUCACUUCCCCACUUCUUGUUCUCACUCUCAAACCCAAUAAUGGGCGCACCCAACUCAUCCCCAGCGGAGCAGAGCCGGAAUGGCCCUUGACCCACUUCCCCACCAUUCUUCCCGAUGGGGAAAAACGACGGAGAACACCCACCGCCCUCCGCCGUCGGUUCCGCUCAGUCCCAAGGCCGAUGCUGUUCUGGGUGUGUUUCAAUUCGAAGGCUCAUUGGCUUCAAAUGCAUCUUCAUUCUGCUAUUGUCCGUUGCCUUGUUCGUUUCUGCUGUUUUUUGGCUGCCCCCUUUUUUCCAUUAUGCAGAUCAAAAGGAUCUGGGUCUUAAUCCCUCGUAUCGAGGUCAUGAUAUAGUAGCAACGUUCGUUGUUGAGAGACCAGUUUCUUUGCUGGAAGACAAUAUCGAGCGACUCCGGACCGACAUUUUUGAAGAGUUCCCUAUACCUUCUAUCAAAGUGGAUAUACUAUCUUUAAACUCUUUAUCAGGAUCAAACCGUACAAAAGUUGUAUUCGGCAUUGAUCCAGAUACUGAUGAUCCCGAAAUCCCGUCAACUUAUCUGAGUUUAAUCAGGUCGACCUGUGCAAGUCUAGUAACAAAUCAGUCGUUCCUCCGCAUUACUAAAUCCAUGUUUGGGGAGGCGUUUUCGUUUGAAGUACUGAAAUUCCCCGGAGGAAUAACGAUAAUCCCGCCUCAGAGUGCAUUUCUUUUGCAGAAAGUUCAAAUUCUUUUCAACUUUACAUUGAACUUCUCUAUUCAUCAGAUUCAAGUACAUUUCAGUGAACUGACAAGCCAAUUGGAUGCGGGAUUACGACUAGCUCCCUACGAGAUUUUGUAUAUUAAACUGUGGAAUGCGGAAGGGUCGACUGUGACUGCCCCAACGAUUGUCCAGUCAUCUGUUCUUCUAGAAGUUGGAAAUACGCCAUCGAUGCAACGGUUGAAGCAGCUAGCUCAGACCAUCUCUGUUUCUAAUUCUAGCAACCUCGGCCUGAAUAAUACCGAGUUUGGAAAAGUGAAGCAAGUUCGCCUUUCCUCGAUUCUUAAACACUCCCUCAAUGGUAUGGAUGGGAAAGGCCCCAUAAGGUCACCUUCUCCAGCUCCUACACCACAGUCCCAUAACUUCCAUCAUCCACCAUCUCACCACCAUCACCACCAUCAUUCUCCUCUAACGCCUGUAAUUUCACCUGCCCCUGCGCCUGAGACAGGUGCACCGGAAUAUGGGUUGCCUGCCCCUAAAAGUGCAGCAUCGCCUAAGCGAAGUUACGAGGCAAAGCCUCCUGGUUGUCAAUAUAAGAGGAAAUCUGGUAGGAAAGAGGGAAAGCAACCUUAUUUAUCCCCGCUUGCGUCGCCCAGCAUAUCUCCUGUUCAUUCUGCUGCAUCGCCAUCACAACAACAUCAUGUCUCUCCAACUCAGGCAUCGACUCCAUUGCCAAGUGUCAUUUACGCUCAUGUUCAACCACCAUCGAAAAGUGAGUCCAACCACCCCGAAAAGUCCACGACGAGUCCAUCCAUUGUGCCAUCUCCAUCUCCAUCUCAAUCUAGCGCACAUCAUUGGUGUAUGAUUACUCGGUGGAGAUUCACACUGUCUCUAAUUGUCGCAUUCUACAUGUAACAUUAAGAAAGAAGACUAGUGGUUUUGUGAUGAGCACGUGUCGAUAACGACGAGAGAUGCUUAUAAGUGUGAGAAAAGGAAAGCAAAGGAAAAGGAGGCAUUGGUUGUUGAAUGAAAGUGUGUAAAUAUGAUGCCUGAUUAAGAAAGUUGUUGCAGGCAGAUGCAGUUUCAGGUCAAAGCCCACAGAGGUGGCAGGCCUUCAGAAACUUGCAUAUUUUCCCACUCUUUUGUGUAUUAUCUUAUCAUCUUCUUCUCCAUAAAAUGCAAAGAGAAAAAGAAAAAGAAGAACCAACAUAGCAAAAUGCUUAACUUUUUUCUUUUACCUUCAUUGUUUUUUUCUCUCAACCCUUUUGUUUGUAUGUAUAUGUAAGCAAACACAUAAAACAGUCUAUGCCUUGCCUUUUGUGUGGGUCGGAACUAUCUUGAAGGCACCUUUCUCGUUCGAGAAUUUGUGGCAUGUCAAGUCCCGGUAAGGUUUUUAUAAACUUAUGAUCAUGAC
Cucurbita maxima (winter squash) is the source of this 2268-nucleotide messenger RNA. RefSeq lists its product as uncharacterized. The record is from RefSeq and is a predicted model, not a curated record. Bases 276 to 1769 code for a protein of 497 amino acids. Lineage: Eukaryota; Viridiplantae; Streptophyta; Magnoliopsida; Cucurbitales; Cucurbitaceae. The transcript is spliced from 5 exons.